Molecule: messenger RNA, 2112 nt
Organism: Monosiga brevicollis MX1
Lineage: Eukaryota; Choanoflagellata; Craspedida; Salpingoecidae
Exons: 5
Coding region: 1-2112 (703 amino acids)
Biological process (GO): protein phosphorylation
Molecular function (GO): ATP binding; protein kinase activity
Source: RefSeq, a predicted model, not a curated record
AUGUCUGAGCUCGAGACGGGUGGUGAGGGCCUUGAGCUGGUCCGCAAGUUGGGCUCUGGCAGCUUUGGCGCUGCCUAUCUGGUUCGCGACACCCAUGAUGAUGAUGAGAUGCGUCAUCCCAAUAUCCUUCAGUACUUUGAUCGAUUCGUUGAGGGCGACAUGCUCUGCCUCCUGACCGAGUAUUGUGACGGCGGCGACCUGAGCCAGCGGCUGGCUCUGCUGAAGCAGGAGCAGCGUGUGCUCACCGAAUCAGAGGAAAAGGCCACCACGUUUGCUGGAACACCCUUCAACAUGUCUCCCGAAGCGCUGCAAGGCAUCGGUUACAACUUCAAAUCAGAUAUGUGGAGUGUCGGCUGUCUGCUCUACGAGAUGGCCACGCUUGAGCCCGCCUUCUCGGGCACGGGCCUUCUCGCCCUCCUUUACCAAAUCUGCGAAAAUGAGACGCCGAGCCUCCCAGAUCGCUAUUCGGCCAGCUUACAAAACAUACAAACAAGCCUCUGGUCUCGUGACCCGGAAAAACGCCCAUCAGCGGCCCAAGUUCUCCGCGACCCCUUGCUCCGGGAACACAGCGCUGUCAUGCAAUGCGAGCUCGACGGACAGGGUUCGCAGUUACAGCGUGAUCGUCGUGCCAUCCAAGCGCUAGGUCACCAGACGCACUCCCGGCGAAGGCACCGCACACCGAGCGCGCAUAACCAACGUCGAGCCUCAGCCAACGACACUGUCCCGGCUGGUGUCCAAGUUCAGGAUGUCCGGGUCGAAGGGACGCAAAACAGAUGGGGCACGGGCGACGACACGCUGACCAGCUCCGCCAUGGAUAGUACGGCACGCUCCGACGGUGACGACAUGGCCCUUGCCAUGCAGGCUUGGCUGCAGACCACGGUCAAAGGCAGUGUGCAUGCAGCGCCCCCGCAAGCCGAUGCAGUCAAAAACCACGCCGCCUCUGGCAGCCUGACACCGCGGCCCGCCGCUGACCGCUUAGAAUCUAGCCAGGCGGCCCGCACCAUGCGAGAUGCAAAUCACAAGAUUUACGAGAAACAACGCGCCUCCAUGCACAAGUCGAGUGUCGAUGUUUUUCUUCGAUCCCGCGACCAACGUGCUGCAUGCCCGGCGUCGGCUGCGGAGGAGCGACCUUCCUCGCCGUAUAUGCCCUCCAUAUGCAGCCCCGAAGCUGAGACGCGCCAUCGUAAGCUAUCCAGCUCCCUGCGCUCAAAUGACGGCUUGCCAACGUCACGCGACGAGGGCAGCAAAUCAUCAUCGAGUGACAUACGGGGCUCGACCCAUCGCCCGUUGAGUGGAGACCUCCUCUCUCUCCAUCAAGGCAUGGCUGAGCUGAUGUCAACCCCCACGGAGCGACAGGCUGCGCAGCGGCGCGGAAGCGGUCGGGCGGCACCGCUAGGCAGUGGUCGCAGUCCCGUUCGCGAUCAACUGUCUGCGCACCGUCGACCCCCGAGUGGGGCACAUGCGUCGCACAUUCCAGUGCCCCAGGUCAACCUUGGUCUUUCCCUCCCGCCAGGUGUUGGUACCAAACAAAGGGGGAGCACCUUGCUGAGCGAGGAUUCGGUGGACGAUGAGGCAAGCACUUGCAACGACACUCUGCGACAUCAGCGGUCAAAGUCGGAGGAUUCCCGCGUGCUUGACCUCUUGCAAAACGAUGACAGCGUCCGCAUCACGCUACGCAGCAUGGCGGGGCAGUCGCGUCGUGCGCGGCCAUCCGCUCAAGGCUUUGAUGCAAUCAAUGCGCCUAGUCCAAACCCGUCACUUUCAAGCACGGGUUCGCGCUCGCGCGGUGAUUCAGCCACCAGUGUUCGUGAACGUGAGCGUGCCGGCAGCCUGUCGUGGAUGCGGCAGGAACAAAGCUACCUCAACGAUAGUUUUGAGUCCUACGAAGAAAGCGAUGGUGAGGAAUCUGGCCGAGGCACCAUGCAAGACACCAUUGAACUGCGAAACCUUCGAGCAGAACUUGAUGCCCUGAGUCGGAGCCCAGAGACAGACACCGGGCCCAGGGGGGUAUGUUUCUUGUGCAUGCUUGCUCGCCCUACAGGUGUACGUGCUGGCCUGCUUCACUCAAAGCUUGGAUACCAUGGUUUUGACGUUGACAUAGCUGAUGGCUGA